This is a messenger RNA of Cajanus cajan (pigeon pea), 1213 nucleotides long. The record is from RefSeq and is a predicted model, not a curated record. Lineage: Eukaryota; Viridiplantae; Streptophyta; Magnoliopsida; Fabales; Fabaceae.
CCUUUAUUGUUUUCAAACCCAUGCAAAUACAUGUUUCCAUUGCUAUGAAAAGAUGAUUGCCCUCAAAUCAGUUCAUCCUUUCUUCACACCUACUAAUAUCAAAUAUAACAUCUACCGCAAGAGAUUCCUCAACACAAAAGGUUCUGUAUUGUGCCUCUGCAAGUCCAAUGAAUCAGAUUCCCAAGCUCCCCAACCAGGAGAUAUCCGUAAACAAGAACUGCUAGCACAAAUUGCCAUGCUUCAAACUCAAAAAGUCCGUCUCACAGACUAUCUAGACGAGAGAUCUGCAUUUUUAACCCAAUUUGGUGAAGAAGCCAAGGCUGCGUUUGACAAAAUUGGAGAAGAUGCCCUCCAAGGAUUAGAUGAAGCUAGUGCCAGAAUAACAGAAAACAUAGAGAACCAGAUGGUGGAAUUUGAGGAAUCUGCAGAAAUUAUCAGACAAGGGAUUCAAGAGUGUGAAAACGAAUUAGAUGAGUUUGAAGUUCAAAUGGAGGACGGAAGAAACGAAGGGCUAUUCUUUAAGAACCUCAGAAGGAACGCACCUGUUGACAAAGCAAAAGCCAAGGAGGAGGCAGAGAAAAUCAAAGAUGUAACCAGAGAAAAAGCUGGUAGCGGGACAAGAAAAAGCAUUUACCUCUUCUUUAUUGGCCUGCUGGGCUUUGCAAUAGUAGAUUCUAUUGCCUCAUCAUCCACCGAUUGGAGAAAAGUAGCAGUUCUUGGAGCUAUUCUUGUGGCUUUAGUUUCUCAAUUCAUCUAUGAACAGAACAUGUCAUUAGAAACUGGAAAAACAAGAAAGACCGAUUCUGAAGAGGAAAAUAACUGAAGUUCAAUUUUUAAAUAGAUUUACUGAAAGUUUCUGUGGAAGACGGCAUUAUUAAUGGAUUGCGUGAUGCAAUAAACCCAAGUGGAAGCUUAUAACUUGGGCCUGAUAACAUCAUGCAGCUUUGCUUUGGCAUCAACAACAGCAGAUCUUGGGAUAUAACUACAAUCGCCAAAAUCUAAGUAACUGGGUUACCAUGUGAUGCUGAUGAAACUUUUCUUUCACAUCUUAUGUUAAAACAGAAAAGCAUACUCUUAUAAUCAUACUAGCUUUUAGACAGGUACAUUUGGAAGCUAACUUGCAUCUCUGCACCUUCUGUCAUAUAAACAAUUAAUGAGAAACUAAUAACUACACAAGGUCAUCCUUUUCUGUACAACUUAACAAAUUGGUGAA